GCACAUCAUUGCUGUGACAGCCAGACGAGUGCAGCGAGUGGGUGGUCACCCUGGCAACAGCAAUGCUGUCAUGACCGUCUCUCUGUAUCCUACCUGACAGUCCCCACAGGCAAUGAGCGCAGCGCACACGCACACACGUUUGACAAUGCGCACACCCACACAUAUAUUUGCAAACAUGCACACGUGCUAUACACUUUCCUCAUCUCUUUAUUUGUGGAAAAACUUACUCAAACCCUGUGUGGAAAACAAACGCUCACUGAAACAAUGCACAUGCCCACACGCCUCUGCUCCUUUGGGCAUAAUUAUGUAGUACAAAGGGGACUACAAUCUCCUAUGGGGUAAGAAGGCAUACAGUGAAUAUAGAUAUACUGUAAUCACUGGAGCAGAGCUGUCAACACAUACUCAGCCGUGGUAGAAAAGAGCCUUUGCAGGACAUAAACACAAAUGUUAUGUACAGUAUAUUCACAUCACAGCAUGAGAAACCGUGUACUACGCUAUAAAGGUAAAACGAAUGGAAACACCAAACCCUGAUUCAGAUGAGAUUUUACUGUUAUUAACAGUCCUGUUUGGUCGUGGAGACAACUGACCUGCUUCCAGUCUAUUAAUACAGCACCUUACAGGCCAUUUUUAUUGACUUCCCCAUAGUCCCCGUAGUCUGGGUAGUGUAUCCAGUGUCCCAGUCCAUGCUUUGCUCUGACCCAUUUUGGAGCCAGUUGGGCAGGAAUGGGUGGAAAUGGGUCAGGACUUCAGCGGCACCACAACUCACAGCAUGAGCAAUGCUGGAUUUAGCAAAAAAAAGUAUGCAGACUUCCAUGAUACAGUGAUAGUCACUCAUAGACACGGGCAUCAAAGUGAGGAGGGACAUCAAAAGUACCCUCUUGAAAAACAAAACUAAUUUUUAAACCUGAUGUUCUGAAUUACGGAUAAAACACUGAAAUGAGAUGCACAUGCCAGGUAAUAAAAGUAGUCAUUGCAUUAGUAGUGGCCUGUUCCAUUGUUGGAAUGAUCUAAAUCUACGAACAGAUCCAUUGAUAAAUUCCGUGUAAUUAUCUUCAUUGCCAUGUUGAAUUGAAUUACCAUGUUAAUGCAUGAUCACAGCAUGUAUAUCAAACCAUGCUACAUUGAGGUUUUUUUUACAGGGCUUCAUAGUCAAAAUAAGUGUAUCCUAAUGACAGCAUUGUAAGAUAGCUGAAAUUAACACCUUUUCUUGUGUUAUAAUGCACAAAAAAGGGGAAGAAAUGUGUUCAUAUUUCACAUAAGUAUUGGGAAUAAUGGGGAAAAUCCCCCCACACCCUCCCCAAAAAGCCCCUUUAAAUAAAAGGUCCCCUUUAAAAUUUGAUCUCUCCAAAAAAAACAUUUCUUUAUUGUUGCAGCCGUAGUCAGAUCAUAAAUGUUAAGAUAAAUACAUUUUGCUGUGAAAGUUCAAUAAUAAGGUUGUUUUAAUCAAAUUAAGACUGUCUGAGACUACUUACUUCCACCUUGCAAAAAAGGGAUCAUUCCAUCUGGGAGGAUUUUAAUAUCUAUGGUCACUUGGGGACUAUAAAUAGGCAGUAGAUGAAUAACAGGCGUUUGAAAGCUUACAAUAGAGAUUCAAAAUGUUAACUUGUGCAUUACACUUGUGUAAAGUGAAAGCAUCACUCAUUUGCACACCGGAGUUGGAGCGAAAAAACUUGCGCUGCUUAGUCAUCCUCAUAUGGGAUUAUCCAAUUAUACAUACUGCACAUUGCGCACACAUUCAACCACACAGCUGUGUAAGUUGUGACCACAUUUACAUUUAAACAUGAUGUAUAAAUACCACUUAUUCCAGUCUGCAUAAAGAAAAUGUUGGAACACUGACAUGACAUCACAAUAUAAGGUAGAUAUCAUCACAAAAUGUUGACAGUUUACUGUAUAUUAGCUGUAAAGGUGUGACAACGGGAUGUAACAGUAAUGUCCAUUUGAAAUUUGCUAAAUUUCUUACUGAAAUGUAGUCUAGAGCCAUCUUGGCUCAGACUAAGACAGUGUUCAGCAGAUCCAGCUCGUUGGGAAAUAAUUUAGGAUUAGAUAAGCAGCAUAAUCCCUUUAGAGAGUGUGCCAUCUCAGCAGACACACCUGCCUAUCUCUGGCUACAUCUAUCACUUAACUGGAACCGCAGCUUUCUCUUCCCGUAGACUAUGGAUGAUACGCUCAAAUACACAAACGACAGGUGCGCUUGGAUGUUACAUUGAAAUAGCGUUUGUUGUUGCUGUACAUGGAGCUGCCCAUACACACCCAAAUCGAAGUUAUACCAUGCAAAAUUUGUGGCGACAAAUCAUCAGGUAUCCACUAUGGAGUCAUCACAUGUGAGGGGUGUAAGGGAUUCUUCAGAAGAAGUCAGCAGAACAAUGCAUCCUACUCCUGCCCCCGCCAGAGGAACUGCCUCAUCGACAGAACAAACCGAAACCGAUGCCAACACUGCCGCCUGCAGAAAUGUCUCGCCCUAGGAAUGUCCAGAGAUGCCGUUAAGUUUGGUCGCAUGUCCAAGAAACAGCGUGACAGCCUGUAUGCAGAGGUCCAGAAGCACCAAGCACGACUCCAGGAGCAGCGGCAGCAACAGACAGGGGAAGCGGAAGCUUUGGCACGUGUUUACUCAUCUAGCCUAACCAACGGACUGUCAACCCUCAACCACGAGAUUGGGGGCACCUAUGCCAAUGGUCAUGUUAUUGACCUGCCCAAGGGUGGCCAUGUGAAUGGAGGUGGCCUUCCAGGGGGAUACUAUGGGAUGGAUUCCACCCAGCCGUCUCCAGACCAGUCAGGCUUGGACAUGUCAGGCAUGAAGCACAUUAAACAGGAGCCGGUGUACGACCUGACGCCAGUACCCAACCUGUUCAGCUAUGGAGGCUACCAGGACAGUCAACUGGGACACAACAAUGUCAGCAUGGGCGAACUAGACCGCAUUGCUCAGAAUAUCAUCAAGUCUCAUCUGGAGACAUGUCAGUACACCACAGAGGAGCUACAGCAGCUGGCCUGGCAGACACACUCCUAUGAGGAGGUCAAAAUGUAUCAGAGCAAGCCUCGGGACGUGUUAUGGCAACAGUGUGCCAUUCAGAUCACACACGCUAUCCAGUAUGUGGUGGAGUUCGCCAAACGCAUCUCAGGGUUUAUGGAGCUCUGUCAAAAUGACCAGAUCCUCCUGCUCAAAUCAGGUUGUUUAGAGGUGGUCCUGGUGAGGAUGUGCAGGGCCUUCAAUCCUCUCAAUAACACUGUGCUCUUUGAGGGCAAGUAUGGCGGCAUGCAGAUGUUCAAAGCUCUAGGUUGCGAUGACUUAGUGAGCGCGGUGUUUGACUUUGCCAAGAGUUUGUGUUCCCUGCAACUGACAGAGGAGGAGAUCGCUCUCUUCUCGGCAGCUGUCCUCAUUUCCACAGAUCGUCCGUGGCUAAUGGAGCCCCGCAAAGUCCAAAAGCUCCAGGAGAAGAUCUACUUUGCCCUGCAGCACAUUAUGCAGAAGAACCACAUGGAUGAAGACGCAUUGGCUAAGCUCAUCAGUCGUAUCCCAACAUUGUCGGCUCUGUGUACGCUCCACACUGAAGAGCUCCAAGCCUUUCAGCAGCUUCAUCCAGAAACGGUCAACGUACUCUUCCCUCCACUCUAUAAAGAACUCUUCAACCCUGACCCGAACUCUGCCAUGGCCAUGCCCAAGUGACUGCUAUGGCCCCACUGCAACGAAAAAAAACAUCAGUGGAGGACCAAGACAACAAAAGUGAUGUUUGACAAUACAACAUUGGCACUAUCUACUAUGUCGUCAUCAGAUCCCGAAGCUCUCUCCAGCUCAUGUGAGAUCGGGGAGGCGAGGGGUCACCUGCCAGAAACUUACAGUUACCGCCAACAAUACUAGGAAUGUCCAGCACUUAUCCCAUCCUGUUCACCGAUACAGUCUGAAGAAUGUAUAUAUAAAAGAAACACGCCCGAGCCACAACCUUAGCGGGAGCGUCCGACUGUCUCCUGACCUGAACUGCCUGACCAGAAAUGUACAGACUUUAAAAAUCUAGGAACAUUUUAUGAUCUCAAUCUUAAAAUAUGGGUAAGUUACAUUUGUUUUCAAUUUAAAAAAAACAACAACUUUAUGUUGGUUUUGUUCCAAGAUGAAGAAAUUGUUGGAUGGGGGAGAGGAACGGUGGAAUUAGAGAAGCUAUUGUAGAUAUUCUUCUAGAACAGGGCGGAUUCCAGUAUUACUUCUGUUAAAAUAAGUUAGUCCUAAUUUAAAUAUACAGUCAACUGUGGCUGAUUAUUCCUUGUCUACAGUAUGUGUUUUUAUUUCAACGGAUAGUUUCUUGUGUACAGAAUUUGUAAAGUUGAGAUUUGUAAAGGAAUAUUGGCUAAAACUGGGAGUCAAUCUGGGUUUGCUGAUGUAUAGAAGAAGCCUUGUCUGGAUUUUGUUCAUAUGUAAAGAAGGAACAGCAUCCUUCUGUUGCAAACGUAUAAAGAUAAAGAUGUAAAGAGAGCAUAUGAAGGAUUUUUUUAAUAACUGCUACUUUUCACAGUGAAGAUGUAUACAAUUAUAUUCUAUUUUGCAAGAAAAAAAAUGAUGAUCAGAUGUGCUGUUCUAUCACAAUUUUUUUGUUGCUGCAAUAACUAGGUCCAAAAAAGCUGGACUGCUUUCGAACAAUCAAACAGAAAGAACCAAUCAGAAGCUACCACUUCAAAAUAAACCUGAUCUCACCUGGAAAUUCCACCUACCGUUCCCAUUAUAAUCAUUGGGAAUUGGUAUUAGAGUGGUGAAGAGAGUAAAAAAAGAAGGAAAAGACUUGUAACAUUCCAAUCUUAAAAGACUUGCAUUAUUUCUGCAUGCACUCAUCCCUCGCAUCACCAUUUGCACAAUCUAGUCCCUGGAUGUCCUGGACCACUCCAGGAUAUGAAUAUGAAGGAACCCAGCGAGCAAUAACUUUUACACUGCCUUUCUGAUCGAGAUGAUCUCCUUUUCCAUUUUCUGUUGUUUUGAACAGGGUAGCAGUUUGAACAAAAAAAUUGCACUAUACUUGAUUCCUACUUCUACAAAUUGUUCAAAAUUCCACCACAGACUGGACAGUGUUCUUAACAAGACAAUAUAUGAUCUGUGGUUAUGGUACACACCCGAGCACCAGGUUGCCAGGUUGGAACAAAAGUAUGUGACAAUUCAUUCGGAAAAAAUGUGAUAGACAAUCACUUAUGUUGCUUUUUGUUAGCUGUUUCAUAUUGAUAAGCACUUACAAAAUGUCUCGUUUUCAAUUAAUCUGCCUUAAUGUUAUGUUAAUGACAUUUUGGUCACUGUGUAACAUCAACUUACCGAAAUUCACCUUUGAAUUAUUUGAGGUGGGACAGUGAAGACUGGCUUUGUGCAGUGCUACAUUCUGCCACUAGGUGCUCCAUAUGCAUUAUUUUCAUACUGAGGUAGCAUAUCACCUUUUAGAAGUGGACACUCAGAAAAUGACCACAUUAAUAACAAGAAAAACAUGCAAAUGCAUGAUUAAUAUUUGUUAUAUUGGCACUAUUUUUUUUGGACAGCACUUAAUUGAAUACUGCGUGUACACAAGAAUUGGUCAUAUGUGUCUAAUGUGACGUUUCCUGCUAUCUGAAGACAAAUGUUCCUUACACAGUGGCCAAAUGUUGACCUCGCCUCGUUGCUCGUCAAAUUAGUGCUCAGCGCUCACAUCGGAUUUAAGUGAAGGUUUGGAUCCAACCCAGAUCAGUUGGCCGGUGACUGUAAGACAAUCACUUGCUCAUUAAGACUUGAUGCACUACAUAGCAUCUCUCAGGGAGCAGCUCUUUUUCUGACUUUGCAUUAGAAGAGGGUUUGAUAUUUUUGCAAAUUUACAAAAAUGUAAUUAUAAUAGAAUGACUUUUUGAGAUAAAACACAGCAUAGGCUGGAAAUGGAAUCUGCCCAGACAAGGCUUUGAUCAGUGUGUGUAUGUGUUUACAGAGCAUGAAUUCACUGUCCAAUUGUGGUUAGUACCCAGACUAUACGAUAAGCAUUAUUAGAGAUAUAUUUGCUCGACAUCGGUGUGCGCUAGUCAUCACCUGUGUACACUUAGUUUACUGCUUAUUUUGCUGCUUUUGGGAUAGUGUGUGAAGUUCAUUAGCAAACUUUGACUCGAGCACUGUUGCAACAUCGCUGGACAGUGAAUUCCGACUCUGACUAUCAAGUUUUUGUGUGUGAUGUUUUCCUUUUCCCUUGUUAGACUGUGAAUCAGAGGGGUGGGAUGGGGUUGUGAGAGAGGAUGUGCUGGCAAGAACGAGUGGUAACGCAACACUGUAAGUAAGAUACUGUAGCAAUAAGAACUGGAGGCAUUUACUACUGUCAUGUUUGCAUUGUAAGAUUAUUUUUUAUUUUAUUACUAUUUACUAUUAUUAUUGUUCUUAUUAUGUCUACUAUUCUUCUAUUACUAUUAGCCUAUUGUUGUUCUGUUCUAUUUGCAUGAAGUUUCAUUGCAAUGAAACAUUUGGGGCAUAUUUGUGUUUUCUCUUCUCAUGAUACUGUGGGGUUCUGGGCGGGAUCAUUGGCAGGAUCCAGGGUUUAGGACCGGAUCCGCAAUGGAUUUGAGUCAUUUUCCAACAAUCUGAAAGACUUUUAAAUAAAAUGUUCUUAUUUAUACACAACCGAUUUAAAAAAGAUCCUGUUGAAAUGGAUGACCUUUUUUUUUUUUUCUUUAAACCUUUGAAUGUGUGAGUUGCCAUCACCAGUCAGUGAACGGCCCUUUCUAUACUGGCCUUAUUGAACCGGAUCAGAGACCCUUACCCUGCAGACGGAGGGAAUUUUCUGAAUGUUAUGGAGUAGUUGGUUCAGUGUUCAGACUGAACACAAUACGCCUUUACCGCUCCAUCAACACAGACAGACACAUUGCAAUGCGCACAAUAAAAGUGACAUUCCAAGCGAUGGCUCAGAAAAACUGCACAGACAUUGUAAUACAUUGUUUUGAAAUACAUCUUCUAUACACUUUGUUAAACACACUCCACCCAUAAGCCCUCCGACUUUUCUUGAAAAGAACCUGAGUGAGUGCGUGUGAGAGAGAGACAGCGAUACUGUGAGACUGAGAUGCUCGACCAAUGCUUUGUAAGCUUUCUCCAUGCAUUACAGACGCGUGCAAUUGAAGUAGUGUUGAACAUUGUUAAUUUAUUGUUUAGAAUGUCUUUGCGUUCAAGCAAGAGCAAAUAAAACAAAAUGUAGCACUGUAACCAAUACCUCAAUCAGGUCAUUGAGCUUACAGAACCUCUUGUACACAGGACACAUGAAACAAAACUCAAAAAAAGUAUAUAUAAAAAAAGGAUUUUUUUUUUCUGUUGUUUUUAAAGUGCCAUAGCUAGUGAGAGCAGGAAUGGUUGGAAGACUGGGCUGUAGAUGCUUUACUGUCCGAGCUUACUUGAGAAACCAAUCAUUCAAAGCGGAAACUCCAAGGAAAAUGUGCAUUUGAUUACACUGGUGAACAGUUUUUACAUUUUAUGCUUUCUUCAUUUGGUAAUGGAGGACUCUGCAGGACUCUGAGCUCUGACUCUAUCAAUCCAGGAGCUCCUCUGUGCAGUUUCAUUUUCACAUCAGAAUGAUAGUACGUGUGUGCGCGCCUGUGUGUGUGUGUGCAUGUAUAAAUUUGCAUUUAAUUGAGUCACAGAUACCUAAUUGUGAUGGAUAAGAAUGGGUAAAAGUUCAGAGCUAUGCAGGGCCCUUUACUGAGUCCUCCUUUGAUAUGUGUACAUAUAAUGUGAAGGUCUGAAGUGAUUUUUGUUAAAUUCUAUAUUUUAUCGCUUUUGUAGACAUUUUGUUGUGGGAAGAAAAAAAUACAAUAAAUUUUAUGGGUGCA
This is a messenger RNA of Doryrhamphus excisus (bluestripe pipefish), 7788 nucleotides long. It is a transcript of the gene rorb, whose product is annotated as RAR-related orphan receptor B. Gene Ontology annotation, cellular component: nucleus. The record is from RefSeq and is a predicted model, not a curated record. Gene Ontology annotation, biological process: regulation of transcription by RNA polymerase II. NCBI's taxonomy places the organism in Eukaryota, Metazoa, Chordata, Actinopteri, Syngnathiformes, Syngnathidae. Gene Ontology annotation, molecular function: zinc ion binding; RNA polymerase II cis-regulatory region sequence-specific DNA binding; nuclear receptor activity.